AUGGCCUCCAGCCUCACCUGUGCCGGCGUCGUCUGGGCCUUCCUCUCCUUCCUCUGCGCCGCCGCCUCCUGCGUGGGCUUCUUCAUGCCCUACUGGCUCUUGGGGUCUCAGCUGGAGAAGUCGGUUUCCUUUGGCACUUUCCGGAGGUGUUCCUACCCGGUGCGGGAUGAGAGCCGCCAGACGACCGUGAUGGUGGAGCAGUGUGGCCGCUACGCCUCCUUCCAGGCCAUCCCAAGUGCCGAGUGGAGGAUCUGCACGGUGGUGACGGGCCUGGGCUGUGGGCUGCUCCUCUUGGUGGCCCUGACAGCUCUCAUGGGCUGCUGCGUGUCCGAUCUCAUCUCCAGGACCGUGGGCAGGGUGGCAGGAGGCAUCCAGUUCCUGGGGG
Cariama cristata (Red-legged seriema) is the source of this 385-nucleotide messenger RNA. RefSeq names its product lipoma HMGIC fusion partner (gene LHFPL6). The annotation marks the transcript as partial. NCBI's taxonomy places the organism in Eukaryota, Metazoa, Chordata, Aves, Cariamiformes, Cariamidae. The record is from RefSeq and is a predicted model, not a curated record. Gene Ontology annotation, cellular component: membrane. The transcript has a single exon.